Messenger RNA from Scleropages formosus (Asian bonytongue), 1436 nucleotides. It is a transcript of the gene mecr, whose product is annotated as mitochondrial trans-2-enoyl-CoA reductase. The record is from RefSeq and is a predicted model, not a curated record. Bases 77 to 1177 code for a protein of 366 amino acids. Gene Ontology annotation, molecular function: oxidoreductase activity. Gene Ontology annotation, biological process: fatty acid metabolic process. The transcript is spliced from 10 exons. NCBI's taxonomy places the organism in Eukaryota, Metazoa, Chordata, Actinopteri, Osteoglossiformes, Osteoglossidae. Gene Ontology annotation, cellular component: mitochondrion.
GCAUGACAAUAUGGCUGCUUGACCGAGGGCGCACGGCCUGGCGGUGCGUUCCGAAGAGGGGCACCGGGCUGUCGCCAUGGAGAUUUCAAACUGCACGCGCUUGCUGAGGAGGCUGCUUUGUGGCGGAAAACAGGCGCCGUGGAGGACGCUCUGUCGCAGGAGAGGAGACUGCGCGGCCGCGGCGCUGCUCUACAGGAAGCACGGGGACCCGGCGCGCGUCCUGCGGUGCGAGAGCGUGCAGCUGCCCCGUCUCCAGGAGCGCAGCGUCCUCGUCAAGAUGCUCGCCGCUCCCAUCAACCCCGCCGACAUCAACAUGGUCCAAGGCGUCUACGCCAUCCUCCCGGAUCUCCCCGCAGUGGGCGGCAACGAAGGGGUGGCCCAGGUCCUGGAGGUGGGCAGCCAGGUGAGCUCCCUGAAAGCGGGCGACCGGGUCAUCCCGAGGGACGCCGGACUCGGCACUUGGCGCACCGCCGCAGUGUUCGGCGAGGACAGCCUGCUUCCCGUGCCCAAGGACAUUCCCCUGCUGGCAGCCGCCACGCUGGGAGUGAACCCGUGCACGGCCGCCAGGAUGCUGUCUGACUUUGAAGACUUGAAAGCAGGUGACUCCGUGAUCCAGAACGCAGCCAACAGCGGUGUGGGCCAGGCCGUGAUCCAGAUCGCGGCUGCCAGGGGGAUCCGCACGAUCAACGUUGUGAGAGACAGACCAGACUUCGAGCAGCUCUCGGCGAGACUCCGGACUAUAGGUGCCAGUCACGUGGUCAAGGAAGAGACUUUACGAAGCCCGCAAAUGAAGGACUUGUUUAAGACGUGUCCCCGUCCUCGGCUGGCGCUGAAUGCCGUGGGAGGGAAGAGCGCUACAGAACUGCUUCGGCACUUGCAGAACGGCGGCACACUGGUGACCUACGGGGGGAUGGCUAAGCAACCGGUCACCGUUCCAGUGAGUGCCUUGAUCUUUAAGGAUCUGAAGGUGCGGGGCUUCUGGGUGACCCAGUGGAAGAGGGACCAUGCACAAAACGAGGGCUCCGUGAACGAGAUGCUGGCACAGCUGUGCGCCCUGAUCCGGGAAGGAAAGCUGUCGGCUCCGGCCUGCACGGAGGUUCCCCUGCAGGACUUCAGGGAAGCUCUGGAGCGCUCCAUGCAGCCCUACACGUCCACCAAGCAGAUUCUGGUCAUGUGACUUGGAAGGAGACUCUCGUUACGUGCGUUUGGCGUACGUGCAGAUCUGAACGACACUUAAGUCAACAUUUACUGGGUUCGGGAGGCACGUCGACGAAAACGUUUCCGUCCCAAUCAGCACUGGUCUCUAAGUAACGGAGCUGUGCUAGGAGGGGACUGCUGUAAAUGUUAUGUAAUGUAAAUGUGUUUCCGACACCUUAGAGACUGUUUGUAAGUUGCAUUAUUGUUUAUGUAUCCUUCACUAAAAUGAUGAUAUUUCA